AUGAGUGCCUCUAUUCUUCUGCAACUUGUCCUGACCGGUACGCAAACUCACUACGAGAACAGAGGGUUGAUCGAUGACAAGAGACUGGAUCAUCUGUUGAUCGCCGGAAAACAGAUUCUUUACAAGUCACACCAGGAGAGUGAUGUUCGGUCUGCCUUAGGGUUUAAUCCUCGAGUAUGGGAAGGAUUGACAAAAGUCUUGACCGUCGCUAUCCCAGCACUAGAGCAACAAUCCUUUGCGUGGAAAAAUCCCCCCACGGCCAACUUCAACGGUAGCAGUUCUGAACUGAUCGCGGCGCACUACCUUUCUCUCGUAAAGGACAUUGAACGACUGAACGACCUGUGCACGAUUGCGCGUAACCUGCUGGCCACCACCCGGAAGGCACAAAACCUUGCUUCGGAAAAGGGCUUCGACCAACAAAUCCUCAAGUUAGUCGACAUCUGCGUCCGCGUUACGGCAAGAGGCUUCGAUGGUGAAGCGAAUCCGAGAAACGAGGAGAGAUGGCAAAACGUGGUCAAUCUGUACAAAAGACUCUUGAUCACAUGUCUCCAAUUCUUGCACAACUUUAUUAUGCACAAUGAACAGCGAAAACUGGUUCUUUGGCUCGAUCUCUUUGGACAAUCCCAGACAAGCGACAAUGACGACCAGCUCAUUACGGAGGGCCCUGUCAGUCAGGAGGAUAAAGAGCAGGCUGCCAAAGAAGCAAGAAUCAAAUCUACCGUGGAAGCAUUUGCAAAGAGAAACCAACCUACGCAGCUCGGGUAUAGCAUGGAUGAUGUCCAUGCUCUAUUCGACUUGUUGAGUACCAACAAGGAAGCCGAUAGAUAUGCGCAAGAAGCCGCCAAAGUACUGAUGGACAAGAUCAGAAAGGAUCUGGAGAAUCUGUCCGGUUUGAAUGCCAAUCAGCUUGAUAGCAACCCGGACGCUCUGCUCAAAGUGGGAGCCGAAUUACGUGCGCAAAUGUCUGUUCAGGAAGAAUCUGAGACGACCUCUCAGCCUCCGGCGGAGGAGCGCAACCCUGACAAGGCUGUCAACGGUGCCAAAAACAGUGGCGCACUGCGUCCGUCCCAUUGGAGUAAUCUCCCUGAUCCGGGAUCAUACGGCGACUUGAAUGAAUCUGGUCAUGAUCUGACAGAUGAGGAUUUGUCCAUGCCACGGUCGGCUCGGUCGGCGGCUGCCACGCUUCAGGAAGCCAAAGAUGAACUCAUGGCACGACUACACGAAACUGGCCCGAUCAUCGAUGAAAAUGGAGACCAGACUUAUGACGACGGCGAUCCUGGAGGGGAGCUUGAUGAUGACCUAAUCGAUAGUGUCGAAGAUAGUAUGGAAGAAGAUGAUGAUGACGAUGAUGAUUACCGUGGAUCAGGGGAUCAAGAACGAGGUUUACUUACCGAUGUACCUCUGGUACUGGGACCGACAGAAAUCGAAGCUCUUCCAAUGAUCAUUCAAGCAGGUAUUGUCGACAAUUUUGGAACAAGGAACGGGGAUCGACAAGGUGUGAGGAACAUGCAAGCCGUUCGAUGCCAUAUUCUCCUCGCCCAAGAAGCCGGCCGCAAUGUCUUACGAGAACUGUUGAUUUUCAUCGCGGCGUGGGAUCUUCCCGAUGAUGAAUUCUAUUUCAAAAUGAUGGUUCAAAUCAUGGAAGCAAUUCUCAAGAACGGACUCAUGUCACAUGCCUAUUCCGACUUCGGUCAACCCAAGGAUAUCAUUUCCCCGGCUCAAGCCGUCGUCAUCAAAAUACUCACCCAUAUCUUUCGAGCCAAAUACAGUCCGGCCUCGGUGGUCCAAAACUCGAACGACCAAGCAUUACCAAAGCCUCGAAUUCCUGCGCCUCUGAGCAGAGUCGACGUCCUGACGGUUCGAUACAUUUUCAUCGUCUUCCGCGGGAAUAUUAUCCCCGAGACUUGCGCUCUCAUAUACCUCCAAGGACAGAUUCGAAAUGGUCUAGCUCUGGCAGAGGAUUUUCCAUUGAAUUUGUGGGACAUGGAACGCGUCUACGAAGGCGUCUACCAAUUCUUGGAAUUCUUCGCCGUCCUGACAGAAAACAAUGACUGGAAGCGUCUCCUGGUUCAAUGGGAGAUUGUUUAUGAUCUGGUCACUUUGAUCAAGGAACUUGAUACUAGCAUAGCCAAAAUUCCACUGACACAAUCGAUGCCACCUCCAGCAUCUAACGCAACAAAUGGUUCAUACUCGCACAAAAAGGAUUCAGCCGGGCCAACCUCCAAUAGUGCUAACGCAACUACACAAACAGCUACCCCCGUCACUGUGGAACGACCUUACGACACCUCCAACGUUAAUCCCGCAACCCAAAAGCCACAAGCCUCCACAGACAUGGAGAAUCUCCCUCCUGCUCCCAAUUCUUCCCCCCCGCCAGCUGUGACAGAAGAACCUGCUGAUUUCGAAUGGCGUAACCUCAAAAAGCUGAUAGUUUUGGUUCUCUCGAGCCUGGUGUGGAAAUCUCCCACCGUCCAAAACCAAAUCAGAGAGUAUGGUGGUGUUGAAACGAUUCUGAGUUGCACUCAACACGAUGCAUGCAACCCCUACAUUAAAGAACACGCGGUUAUGUGCCUCAAGUUCCUGCUGGAGGGAAAUCCGGAAAACCAAGCUCUGGUGUCGAGUCUCGAAGCUAGAGAAGUUGUCUCGACCCCUGAAUCCAUGGCGAUCUCUCAGGAUACUUUGGAUAAGAUGGGCGUGAAUAUCGUACUGGGUGAGGAUGGCAAGCCGAAGAUGGCUAGGAAGGCUUCUUGGUUGAAAAAUGCCAUGGCCGCGAGGGAGAAGGAGAGGUUGGCUAAGUUGGCUAAGGAGGCCAGCGGGGUUCUUGGGGGGGCUGUGGAUAGUGAUGGUGAGGAAGAUGGUCAGGAAAAUGUGCUUGCCAGUACUAAGCGUGAUGGCCCGGGGGAUGAGGAUGGUACAGGGAAGGGGAAAGAGAAGGGAAAGGAAAGGGCAGAGGACGCAGACGACAUCGAGUUCAUGUGA
This is a messenger RNA of Rhinocladiella mackenziei CBS 650.93, 2976 nucleotides long. RefSeq lists its product as uncharacterized. Lineage: Eukaryota; Fungi; Ascomycota; Eurotiomycetes; Chaetothyriales; Herpotrichiellaceae. The record is from RefSeq and is a predicted model, not a curated record. Gene Ontology annotation, cellular component: cytosol. The coding region runs from base 1 to 2976 and encodes 991 amino acids. The transcript has 2 exons.